This is a messenger RNA of Pocillopora meandrina, 7407 nucleotides long. The record is from the annotation of a GenBank genome assembly. Lineage: Eukaryota; Metazoa; Cnidaria; Anthozoa; Scleractinia; Pocilloporidae.
AUGUACAAGAGGUUCCGUAAUGGCGAACAGGGCGUAUUUGGAAGUGAUAAUGGUACUAGUGGGAAAAAACCGGACGCUUAUAUUUGUGAGAUCCCCGAGAGUGAGUUGAUAUGUUGUUGUUGUUGUUUUUAUUUUUUUUUAAUGUUAUUUUGAGUAAACUCAAAGGCACUAGGAGCGCUGAAGGGCAAUAAAAACAUUAUUUGCUAACGUUUGUGGUACUCACGAGAGAAGUUAUAAAAACCCUCAGACAGUCAGAAUCAAGUUUACACUUACCUUUGCGUAAAUCAAAAUAUGUUUGAAACAAUCCCAAUGAACGUUUUCACGAUAUACAUGUCUAACUUUAACCUUGUAAACAGGGGAAAGCUGCAGAUGGUUCUGUUACUAUCACUUUUACGAACAACAACAGUUACGAAACUGAUGGUGAAUACCAAUUGCAAAGAAUUAUCAGUCCAAUUGCUUUGUUGGAUGAUAGUGCGUGAUGAUGUGAAGAGCGUUAUCUUUUUGUUAAGAGCUUGUGACUCAUGUCGGUUAAGAACCAUGCCAAUUAUCGUUUUCUAAAACAAAAACAAGAGAUUUGCAGACCUAUUUGUUCUUCGCAUAGGGGAAUCAAUUUUAAGUUUACUGUAUUCUAUUUUAAUGUGUGAUCAUUUGAACUGUAAAGUUGUAAGGGCUAAUUUUAAUGCAAUGCAUGAUGUGCAGUGAGCAUAAUAAACUGACCAUCGUGCAUCUAAUCCGAAUAUGGCGGGCAUUUCGAUCGACUUAGUAACCAUUACUCUAUAACGAGGUUAGUAAGGAUUACCUCAGUUCUCAUACAUCACCAGAGGGUGUAGAUACAUUUUCUUGUCUAAAAGAUAGUCAAUACUGAGGUGGAAUAUAUUUGAUGUUCUGCUCACCGAAAAGAUAAACAUAGGCAUGCGUAGCAUGCAAGAGUUAUUAUUUUGGCUCGGUGGGUUGAAAUGGGACACUUUGGGUUCUUAACGCUUUCAGUCUUGAAACAGGAAAAGAGAAUAACUUUAAGUCCAGAAUUGUGUGGAGAAUUCAUUUUUCAGUGGUGUUGGAUAAUGCGCUUCGAAAACGUGACAAAAUGCAGAUUGUUUCCGAGGAAACGACAGGUAGUAAAGUGAAGUCUUAAGAGGCAAAAUGGAUAUUUGAUUAGUGGAAUAUUAUUCAAGAAAACGCAGAACAGGAUAUUGAAGUAUUGUGUUACAGCUUUUUAAGCUAUUAGGGAAAAGUCUACAGAUUAUAUUUCAUUCUCCAGUAUUAUGGGGUCUAGUUUUCGAAAAACAUCCUACAGCCCUAUUUAAGCAACAAUCACCCAAGACGUGUGCCAACGACAAAUAAAAUGUUGAGGAAACACUAAGAGCUUUCUGUAUUACUGAUAAAAAUCGAGUGCGUUUAAGAGUUUUGAACGUUAUUAGCGGCCAUUUUUUUACUCCCCUUUCCGUCCGCAGUUUUGCCCUCGCAGUGUAAUAGUAAGGUAAUUUUUUGUACGAUGUGGUCUUGAUUAACAUUUUUCUUUAAAGACUCCUCAAUACCUUCAUUACCUUCGUCGCCCUCACUAUCAUCCAGAGUAGCACGUGCAACCUCACCAUCACCAUCGCCAUCGUCGUCGCCGUCGCCGUCGCCGUCGCCACGACCAUCGCCCUCGCCAUCGCCAUCGCCAUCCCCCUCGCCAUCGCCAUCGUCAUCCCCGUUUCCGUCGCCGUCGCCGUCGCCGUCGCCGUCGCCGUCGCCGUCGCCGUCGCCGUCGCCGUCGCCGUCACCGUCGCCAUCGCCAUCGCCAUCGCCAUCGCUAUCGCUGUCACCAGUUGAGCAGCUUGUAUGUUUUCUAGUCAUUUACCGUUUUUAUGCAUAUCGUUUUUCAGGAUCUCCUCUGUUUACAAACGUGAGAGAGAAUAUUUUUAAUUUUAGGCAAAGGAGUAUGUUUCAAAAUUUGGCGGAAUAAAUAUUACCAGAAGGACUUCCCUACAGGUAUCUAAAAGGCUUUUUAACUUUGGUAUAUGUUUUUAAACGAUAAAAAGGUUAAUAUCUGAUCUUUAAGGAUAAACCACCAUCGAGCCAUAUAAAGUAAAAAUGUUGAAGCUUAAAAAUAAUCCAGGCCCCUAAAAGAGUUCUCCAGCCGAUGAAUACCCUGGACACCAUUUGGGCAUUAGUGUAAAUUGUAUAUCUGAGACUGGCUGUUCAAUGACCUGGAAAUAUUUUACGUAAUUGUAGGAAGCUGUUACUGUGUUUGAAGAUUUCACCUUAAAAAUCAAGAACGUCACAAAAGACAAGGCCGGCAUAGAAGAGGUUAAAACACUGAAAAAAUCUAUCUUUGAGGUGGCAGAGGCCGUCGAGAAAUUUGCUCUUAAUUAUGGCAACCGACACCUCAGAGGAAUGAGGCCUUCAGAAAGGAUCGUUUCCCCCAAAAUUGGUGAGUUUGCGGCCUUCAGUCCUGUUUAGUUUCAAAGUCUAUUCCUCUGUUACUUGCUGACUCGCUGACUGUCCCACUGAGUUGUCUAAUUUCCUAUGGCUAGAUGGUGUAGGAACUCAGCUAUUAGCCCAACGUCUCAGAAUGUUAUUGCUGGAUGUCAUCGAUUCAUCUGUGUUUUUUUUUUCAAUUUGUUUGAUACUUUGAUUUUUCGCGGUGGAGAAGGAAAUUGAACGUUUUCUUAAACAACCAACAAGAGAGAAUAGGAACCUUUCAAAUUGUGAAACCCUUCUUCUCGAUCUGUAUAUUGAAAAUUUUCUUAAACAAUAGAUUGGUGAGUAACACUUUACUAAAUAAAAUUGUCAAAUCUUUCCGCUUACUUCAUACCGUACACUGAGCUCAAAAUUGGCCUAUCGUCUGUGAUGUACAUAAAUGCAAGAUUUUUAACCGUACGCUUCAAAAUUCUCUAAUGAACUCUAUAGUUCUCCAACGAAACGGUUCGAGGAACGAAUUGAGUUUUCACAAUUUUAGUCCGUGCAGUACUACUAACUUUUUUAUCAGCCUUACAUUGAAAAAACAAAACUUUGUAAAAUGGUUGAAUUCGUCGAAUAGUCGUGGAAGGGUAAAUAAGAUACAUACAAUACACUUCCAACCCAUAAGAUUAUGAAAUAUUUGUGUACACCAAAAAAUGGAAGUUUGUGUAGGUGUGCUAUUGUAAAUUUCACCGAAAGUGCUUUCAUUUGUAAUUUUUCUUUCCCACAGUUUUGGUCAUUCAAAAAGCCUAUCGCCAGAAUGCAAGUGGCUUCAACUUUGAGGAACAACAAUGGCGAGCAAGAAUCGAUAUCGCUUCUUCAACUUUUGAGAAAAAUGGUUCGUAUUAACUAUUGUGGUAACUUUACUUUUGGUAUUACCUUGGUUUCUCCAAUAAAAAUUUCUGUGUCGAAAUAAAGCCUCAUGUAAAGGCGCUUCCUUAGUUUACAUAGUCCAUCUUCUUUAAUCACUCGCCGUUCCUAAAAUGUCACAUACCUCAGAGCCUGAUAAAAAUUUCAAUUUUGUGUGUUUUUUUGUUGUUGUUUGAUAACAUUUUUUUGUUGAUCCUUGGGGUUUAAAGGAUCAAUGGUGGUUGCAUGUGUGUACAAGGAUUUGCAUGACCUACUUCUGACAGACCAAGCUAUGAAGAGUGAAACAGACAACCAAAGGUGCUGUUAUUUUCAUAUUACUCCAUGUCGUUUACCUCAAAAAACACAUAACACGGAUACACAUAAGAUCUAAGUUCAACUAAACUGAACUGAGAAACUUUCCAAAAACCCUAACUAGGGUUGGAAGACUCCCUGCUUGUCUCUGACCAUUCCAUCUUCAUGAAAAAUUGGCCUGAAUCUACAAAAAAUAUGUAAUAUUGCUUCCUUGGUUCUGGUCCAUUUUCAAAUACAAUUUCUUCAUAGGUAUAUCAACUCCAGGAUAAUGGCCGUAACUAUGAACCCCAAGCCUGAGAAAUUGCGAGAAAAUGUCAUCCUACAGUUCAGAAACCUAAAGGUAACAUGAAAAUUAGUUUCUAUGCGUUGUUUUGAUUUAUUCUGACAAGAUAAAAUCUAUUUUCAGGUCUUGACGGCAGAGAAGCGCUGUAUGUUUUGGAGUGGCCUCAGCAAUAGGUAAAAAACUACAAUACAUUAUUAUAUAUUAUAUAUAUUAUAUAUUGUAUGGUAUUUAUUCCUUCUUAAAUUAAAUUUAGUACGGAGGAGAAUUAAUGAACUUUCUCAGAUGCUUUUGCGCAGAUGAAAACUUUCCUGGAAGCCAACAUGUUGUCGUUUUUAGAGAGGGGAAGUCUGAUCGAAAUGUUCUCGCAACUAUAACUACAGUAUAAGAAAAUCUUGGCGCAAAAUUGUCAAACAUCACCUCUUCCUCAAACAAUGAAUAAUUUUUUUUUUAACUUUACUUUUUUAUUCCUGUGUGACAGCUUUUCAGAGGAAGGUUGUCAUGUAAUUACAUCAAAAAGUAACUCAGAAGAAACAGUUUGCAGUUGCAAUCAUUUGACGCAUUUUGCCGUCUUAAUGGACUACGACGGUAGCACAAAGGUAAUAAAGUUAUUUUUGCCUUACUUAAUAGUUUUAUGGGCUCAAUGAACUAAAUCAAUGUUGUCAUUUAAUUUUUCUUUUCUUGACACAGCUCACCGAGGAGGACGAAACCAUUCUGAAAGUUGCCACCUACGUGGGACUGGGCCUUUCCAUAAUCGGGAUACUUUUAACAUUAAUACUUUAUUCUUGCCUCACGUAAGUAAUGCACUUGAUUAAUAAUGAGGUAGAUUCUUAACUCCCCUCAACAAGGCUGGUGAGAAAAGAGAUCUCAAUGCCAAUCUCCAUGCAAACAAGAACAGUCAUGUCGGAUAAUUCACAAACUCAGGCUACAUUACAUGCCCCAUCACGAACUUUUGAACAACUUAUGAUUUCACUUUUUAUGAAUUUUUUAGGCUUUAGACAUUUUCUUCGUAAUAUUUUCUUUUUUUUUUCCUCUUUGGAGCUAUUUACUGACUUUCUUCUUUCCUUCGCUGUCAAGAUUUAGUUAAUUUUUUUGCCAUAUUUUUCUGUGUGUUGUUGCUUUUGUCUCAUUCAUUCUUCUUCUUUUUAAUAUUAUUUUACCAGAGAUGUUUGUAAACCUCUCUCUCAAAUUCGAAUGAGUGUUUCUAUGUCCCUUGGGGCUGGACAGAUCAUCUUCCUCGCUGGAAUAAACGCCACAGAAAACAAAGUCAGUAACCUUUCCUUCUAUCCAUAGAAUGAAUUUACUCUGCACCGUAAAUAUCUUCUCGAAAGAAGCUCGUUAAGAAUUAUACGAAAACUCGUCCUUUCCACAGGCUGCCUGUGUUACAAUAGCAGCUCUGAUGCAGUAUUUCUUGAUGGCCGCUUUCUGUUGGAUGCUGAUCGAGGGAAUUUAUCUCUACUUCUUCGUUGUGAAAGUCUACAACAUUAACACCAAAAUGUACACGUAUCACGUCAUCUCGUGGGGUAGGUAAACAUGCACUGGUAACUGUAACCAUGCUUUCUGAUCGCCAAGUCUGGUGUUGUCAUGCAGUAAAGUGUUUCGAUUUCCUUCCUUUCUUUAUGAGUAGGUCUUCCAGUGAUGAUGGUGGCCAUUUCACUUGGCAUCGCUGCUGGAAAAGAUGGGUUACAAAGCUAUACGAAUGAUAAAUAGUAAGAAAAAAAUUCAAGGGUUUCUUCUUGCUCUUCUCCUUUUAAUUUGUUGCAUUUAAAUCUUUGUUUUGUUUUUGGAUAUAGUUCGAAAUCGGUAUCAUUUUAUUUUCUGACAAUUUGUGUUUCUUUCGUGCGUUUCACAUCCUCGAGUUUAGUUGCUGGCUUUCCUCGACUAACAACCUGAUCUGGAUAUUCGUCGCCUUUGUGGCUUUUAUUGAAGUUGUGAGUGAAUGAUUAGUGUUGGUGACUGUGUUUGGUAUACCUUGGACUAAUUUCUGCUAAAGUUUUUUUCCUCUGCUCUGUAAAACGAAUUAAGUAUUUAUGAUAUGUCUCAAGACAAUAUUUACCAUUUUCUUUUUUCCUAUUUACUCACAAAAAGCUUUGGACGUAGCCGCUGUUUGCGGGGAUGCUGGUCAAUUUUAACCUAAUGAUGGUCUUCAAUAGCGAGAGAAACUUGUGGAGACAAUGUCCUCACAGGCAUAAGAUAGCUUCAUAAAUUCUCCAACUUUUACUAGAUAGUAUGAAAAAAAAACUUCUCCCCCUUCCUUCAACGCAAAAAGAACUCAUUAAAAAACAAAACAAAACAAAAAUAAGAUGAAAAAUAUGAAAGGAGCAAGAAGAGUAGGAUUUAUUGAAUUUAUAUAAUUUAACAUGAAGCUAUACUUGGCGUGGUUCUCUCAGUGUAGGCACGUUUGUGCGCGAUUUCCUUUGCUCAUUGGCAGAGGAUCGAAGCUCCUAAUCUUGGUUCCCCGGUUAGGGGCUCUAUUCCCAGUAAAUUACCCUUCAUCCCACGCUUGUUACCGAAUUAGUAACUUCCUUGGCAAAGAUCCUCCCCUGCUUUGGCUAUUCGACUUCCAUAUCUAAAUAAUCACUUUUGAUUUUUGUAUAUUUUAGCUCAACAUUUUGAUACUCCUACGUGUAAUAAGGGAGAUGACCGAUCUGUUGCAGCCAACAGGGGCAGACCACCAUUUUCAGCAAAUACGGUGAGAAUCACAGCAUAAAACUUAAAAAAUAGUGGAAGACAUUGCCAUGCCCUCCUGUGGCGCUAUAUUUGCCUAGCUUUCUCAUUCCUUAAUCAGUAAGGCAUCAACAUAUCUAACAAUGAAAAUUCAUUCUCAAAGGAAAGUAAAAGAGUGUUUUUUUCUAACUCCUAGUCUUGGCAUCAAAACAUGCGCGGUGAUGAUUCCCCAGCUGGGUGUCACAUGGCUAUUCGGUCUCCUCUCGCCUGUACAUAAAGCUUUCGCUUACAUCUUCACCAUACUUAACUCUACUCAGGUCAGUGUUCGAUGGUUACUGUAAAAAGUCAUUAAUCUCUAUUAUUUAUUUUACUUUCUGACCAACUGAGACGCCAUUAGGAUGGUCAGAUUAUAUUGUUUUGGAAUUUUCAAAACAAAAAGGUGUUAACUAUGCAAGAGAAGACAGACUUCUUUUUCAAUUAUAAGAUGUGUAAUCUUCCUUCCUUCUUGGAAAUCUUAAUAGAUAUUUGACUAACUUGUUUGCAUUUUGUAAAUAUUAAUGAUCUUGAAAUAAUUUUUAUGCUGUAGGGUUUCCUGAUUUUCGCUCUACACUGUGUGCGAAACACUCAGGUAAGAAAAAAGAUUGAACUAAUUAUUAACUUUACAUCAUCAAGUUUUAGAGUUUCAAUAAAUAUGCGAGUGCUAAGAACCAUAUUUCGCGUUGCUCGUCUAUCUGCAGAUCAGAGAGCGAUUCAAAAGAAAGAUGAACAUCGUUUUUCCAUAUUCUAUAAAAGACAACUCCACAAGGAAGAGCCCACAGGUCAAUCCAAAUGAGGUUUGGAAUGUAUGGGCAAUUUAA